CCGACCAACCCAACCCAGGAGGACUAAUUUAUCUAUUAGCAAUUAUAAGUAUCUCUCAUACGUGUUGUCUCUUGAUCCACACUUUGUUUUCACUGUUCCCACUCUAUCUCUCUUAGCUCCCAAUAUGGCCGAUUCCCACCAACCCUUUGUUGCACUCAUUGUCGGCGUCACCGGCAUGGCGGGGUUGAGCUUAGCUGAAGCCUUGAAGAGCCCCAAUGCCCUCGGCGGUCCUUGGAAAGUUUAUGGCUCGGCUUCACGUCCCAUACCAACUUGGUUCCCUUCCUCGCUCCUCGACAAAUACAUCGCUUUUGACGCCACCGACGCCGGAAACACCGCUGAUACACUCACUCCAAUCACCGGGGAAGUCACCCAUGUUUUCUGGGUGGCAAUCCAAGUUCAUGAAAGUGAACAAGUAAAUGUUACAGUUAACGCAACUAUGUUAUCCAACGUUCUCGAUGUUUUGAAGAGCGGCCCGGGCAGCAACGGAACCGGUUCAAGGCUCAGCCAUGUCACGGUUCAGACAGGUACCCAACAAUACAUGGGUCCGAUACAUAAUCCGACGGAGGCGGACAAGGGUCUCGAACCCCAUGAACCACCGUUUAGGGAGGAUUUGCCCCGCUUGCCUUACCCCAACUUUUACUACGCGCUAGAAGAUCUUUUGGAGUCAUACGCGUCAUCAUUGACCUACUCUGUGCACCGCUCGUCGAUCAUAAUAGGCGCGUCGUCGAGAAGCGUGUACAACGCGCUACUUACAUUGGCAGUGUACGCAUUGAUAUGUCGAUACGAGGGUUUACCGUUUCGAUACCCAGGUACCCGGUACACAUGGGAGCAUUUUUGCGACAUGUCCGAUGCACGCGUGCUCGCCGAGCAGCAUAUAUGGGCCGCAGUGACUCCCAGUGCCAAGAACCAAGCCUUUAAUUGCACUAACGGUGACAUGUUCACUUGGAAAAGCUUAUGGAAAAAAUUGUGCGACAUAUUUGAUCUCGAAUUUAUCCCUUUCGUGGAGUUGGAAAACUUUGAUUUUGUUGAGUUGAUGAAGGAGAAAAGCAAGGUAUGGGAUGAAAUAGUGGUAAUGCAUGGAUUGUAUAAGACGAAAUUGGAGGAAAUUACAUGUGCAGCAGCUCUUAACAACGUGUUACAUUUUGGGUUUCAACAUGUUUGUAGUAUGAAUAAGAGUAGAGAUUAUGGGUUCUUUGGGUAUGCAGAUACCCUCAAAAGUAUUCCCAUGUGGGUUGAGAGAUUGAGAGAUAUGAAGAUUAUACCUUAAUCAUGUGGUUCAUGUAUUUCAUUAAUAUUUUGGAAAUAAAUCAUAUGGUUGUUAGCUGA
Messenger RNA from Gossypium arboreum, 1326 nucleotides. RefSeq names its product 3-oxo-Delta(4,5)-steroid 5-beta-reductase-like. The transcript has a single exon. Lineage: Eukaryota; Viridiplantae; Streptophyta; Magnoliopsida; Malvales; Malvaceae. Bases 125 to 1267 code for a protein of 380 amino acids. The record is from RefSeq and is a predicted model, not a curated record.